GUUAGCUUGUGAGCUGAAACUUGCGUGCUUAAAUCAGACCAGUUUGGCAGCUUGGAGCGACUCCGCGCUCGGACUUUGUGCGGUUCGGAUCGGAACGGUACUCCCGCGUUAUUUCACACUUUGUUGACCCCGCAGCGGGACUUCAGGCGCCCGGGCUGACAAGUUUGUCAACAACAGGAGCUUCUGACAAAGCAGCAUCAUGUGGUGGCGUUCCACCAGGCAGGACCUCCGGCUCCCUGGGAUUUAACUGCACAUCUCUGAUUUAAACUGGACCGCCUGCAAUCAGUUUGGGUGAAUUUUCCCGACAUGACAUGCUGAUCUGAGCGGGGCUUCACCUUGACUAUUCUCUGACUAAGCCGGGAUAAAUAAAUUCUUGCAGACGAUGUAGUAGCCGUUGUUUCCUGAGAGCUCCUGUUGUUGCGAUGGCCGCUGCCAGCUCUCCAGAGAAGCAUCAGCCGCUGCUGCAGCUCCAGGAGGUGGACUCCAGCCGAGUCGGCAGUCGCAUGUUGUCUCCUGCUUUGACCCACGAAGCCUGCCAGCCCAUCUGCAUCCCGGCGCCGUACACCGAUCUGGGCCACGACUUCACCCCCAUCUCUUUCUACAGUCCAACAAUUUUCAGCUACGCUGGCCAGAGCAUUUCAGAGUGUCAGUCUGUCCAUCCGUCACUGAGCGCCUCUUUGUUCUGGCCCAGGAGCGGCCAUGUUGGAGCGGCCCUGCCGCUGCACCGCUCCCCGGGCCGAGCCCAGCACGGCCAGGCCGUCCAGAACCCCUGGGAGAACGUCCUGACCAGCAGUAAGAGCACGAAGAAGCUGUCGCAGGAGAACGAGGACGCCGUGGUGUCUUCAGGCGGGAAGGGCGACCUUCACUACUGCGCCGUGUGUCACGACUACGCGUCGGGGUAUCACUACGGCGUGUGGUCAUGUGAGGGCUGCAAGGCCUUCUUCAAGAGGAGCAUCCAAGGUCAUAACGACUACAUCUGUCCAGCAACCAAUCAGUGCACUAUAGAUAAGAACCGACGCAAGAGCUGCCAAGCGUGUCGCCUUCGCAAAUGCUACGAAGUUGGCAUGACCAAAUGUGGGAUCCGAAAGGAGCGUGGGAACUGCAGGAGCACGCUGGUGAGGCGGGUGACCCGGUUGUCCGCCCAGGGGCGAAUCAGCAGACCCAGGGUGAUGAGCAGGCCGGUGGAGGGUUCGUUAAACGAGCCUGUAGAACCUGGACUGACGCCGGAGCAGCUGAUCGAGCGGAUCGUGGAGGCGGAGCCGCCGGACAUCUACCUCAUGAAGGACAUGAAGAGGCCGCUGACGGAGGCGGACGUGAUGAUGUCACUCACCAACCUGGCUGACAAGGAGCUGGUUCACAUGAUCGGCUGGGCCAAGAAGAUUCCAGGCUUUGUGGAGCUCUGUCUGCUGGACCAGGUCCAUCUGCUGGAGUGCUGCUGGCUGGAGGUGCUGAUGAUGGGGUUGAUGUGGAGAUCCUUGGACCAUCCAGGGAAACUCAUCUUCUCCCCCGACCUCUGCCUGAGCCGGGAGGAGGGCAGCUGCGUCCAGGGCUUCGUGGAGAUCUUCGACAUGCUGAUCGCCGCCACGUCCAGAGUGCGAGAGCUCAAGCUGACGAGGGAGGAGUACGUCUGCCUCAAGGCCAUGAUCCUCCUCAAUUCCAACAUGUGCCUGAGCUCAAACGAAGGCAGCGAGGAGCUGCAGAGUCGCUCCAAGCUGCUGCGCCUCCUGGACUCGGUCACCGACGCUCUGGUGUGGGCCAUCGCCAAAAGCGGCCUGACCUCCCGCCAGCAGUACACGCGCCUCGCCCACCUCCUGAUGCUGCUCUCACACAUCCGCCACGUCAGCAACAAAGGCAUGGACCACCUGCACUGCAUGAAGAUGAAGAACAUCGUGCCUUUGUACGACCUGCUGCUGGAGAUGCUGGACGCUCACAUCAUGCACAGCUCCCGCCUCCCUCGCCGGCCCGCCCAGCAGGAGUCCACGGAUCAGCCGGAGCCGGCGUCCGGUGGCGGCCCGUCCAACACCUGGACUCCCAGCAGCGCCGGAGUCGGGGUCGAAGCCCAGUGUUCAGAUUAAAGCUCAGAUCCGACGACCUCUCACUGGACCGACGCUUUUCGGGAGCAAUCUGCAAAGACCGAGAGCUGGAUUCUCUGACCACUGGUGAAUCUUCAACACACUGUGCACUGCUGCUGGUGAGUUCUCAGAGGACAGACCGGACCUGGAAACAGGCCGUCGUUCUGACACGCAGCGUCAGGACUUUCACCUUCUGAACUCUCGCUUCUAACACAUAGGGCUUCAUGUUAAUCAUCGUGGAUCACUCAGCCUUCACUGCGACAGACAGUGGUACGUUAUUUUACUCCUGUAGAGUUGCGUUGUCACAACUUUUAACAGCAAAGAGAACUCGAUUAGAUUCAAAUAGUAUUUUUUUUCUAUGAUUGAAUUUACUGAGAGGGAAAAAAAGCUUUGCAAACCAACCUGGAUCUAUGUGAAAAAGUACAUUUCUCAAAGUUUUUAUAUAACAAUUAUCCAAAGAUGAGUCAAAGAAUAAUCCAUGAGUUCACAAAUUUUUUUUAAAUAGAUCUACAUAAGUGCAGGCCCCACUUAACUUAAAAAUUAGGGGAAAAAAAUGGGCAAAAAUAAAUUUAAAGGCCUUUAUUAUAAAAUCAGUUCCAAAUAUUAUACUUAAAAUAAAAAGCUUAAUUUUGGAAUGACCUAAAUCUGACAGAUUUGCGGCAAUUAAUCAACUGGAGUAUCAAGACUCCAAAAAAAAGGCAAUUUGCUGAAAUAUAAUACAUAAUAUAAAUAUAUACAUAUAUAAGAUAAUACAAAACUGUAUUAAAAUUUAUACAUUUUGCAUAAAAGAUGAAAUAAAAGAUGUAAAUAUGUUCUAGUCAAAACUUAAAUGAAAAAUUUGCAGAAUGCCAAUUUUUUUUUAAACUGAUUAUUCAUCAAAAUAAUUACUUGCGGCACUAAUUGAGAGUGAAAAAACAUGGAAGCUUAUUGACUCUUUACAACCACGUCACUAAAUCAUUGGAGGCGCCAUGAUGGACGUCGGGAGUGUUGAACAGAGCAACUGGAAAAUGUUUUCCUAAGUUGUUUUUGUCAGUUUAUUCAUGGUUUCUACUUGUUAGAAUAAUUUGUCCGUGAACAUGACACACCUGGUUGGGCUCAUAGAGGUGAUAUUUACAGAAGUUGGUCAUGGCUAGUGCAACCGUCCUCGCUCGGUUGUCACCUUCUAGUUGCGACACAGAAUAAAUCACUCUUCACAAUGUGACUUCUAACUGCAUGCAAGCGGCCCCACAGCUGAAAAAUAAAAGACACUGUUAGUGUCGUGACUGAGUGUUCAGCCACCAACACCAACUGGCGCAGCUCCAACUCAUAGGGUCAUAUUUUUCCAGCCCAACCACGAGAAAACUGUACAAAUUAUAUUCGUAGAUAUUAGAUGUUCUUGCAGUAUUUGGUUAAUAGUUUAACUAGAAAAAUAUGACCGCAAGUAAAAAAAUAAAUAAAUAAAAAAAAGUAGUGAAGAGCUGCUUCACUAACACCUACCUCCACCAGCGUUCCUCAGGAUUCUGGUGGGGAAGCCGUGAGAGCGCCUGAAGGACCCAUUGCAUAGUUACUCAUCACACCACUAGGUGGUUCUAAACAUAUGCAUCGAUUAAAAAUCUCAUUAUAAAUACAUACUGUUAUUAUAAUUUUGGUUAAAAUUCACAUAUAUACACACUUUUCUCUCUACUACACUAGCUUAGAAACCGACCCGUUCCUCCUCCCUCCUGACGUGUUGAUCAAAUUACCGACUUUGCGUGACGAUUUAUGUCACUAUGUCCUAAACAACGUUUCCCCUUAAACCGGAGCAGCACUAAAAACGGCACAAAAGACGAGAUGCUAACCAGUUUUUUCCACACAUGCUAGGCUACAAGACUCUGCGGCAUCGUCUCCAUGGUUACCAACGGUUAGACGCGCACCUUUGCCAUAGUGCGAUAUUUCAUAUCUGUCAUCAUAAUUACUUAUAAAGUAAAUUAACGUUAAUCUUAUUACCUUGUAAAAAGUGUUCACUGCGAAUCAGUGAUUUCGCCGAGGGCUGACGGUCUUAUGAUUGACGGCUGCUGUCCAUCUCCGCCGUAUCUUUCCUCAUUAAAAGUUGUUCAAUAAAAUGGUUUCUAUCCCUGUCUAUUUGUGCAGCGCCCUAUGACCAUUUUUAAAGUGAAAUCAACUAAAUAGAAGCGAUAUUAGGUUAUAGAUGUCUGUUUUUAGACGGGCUCUAAAGGAGCGCGAUGGUCCGUCAUGGCGGAGUGGGCGGAGUUCUGGAGUCCGUGACGUCACGUGCAAAGAGUCAACAGUUUCACAUAAAAUCAGGUUGGAUGUUUUGGUUUCUCUCUAAAUAAAUUAAAUCUUUUUUUUUUUUUUUUUUUUUACAUUUAAUUUAAUCUGGAAUAUGAAAAUUUGACAAAAAUAAAUAAAUAAAUCUGUAUGGAGGCAAUUACUUUUUCACAGCACUGUACAUCAAGGCUUGUAUUCUUGGAAGUAAUUACAUUUUCUGCAUAAAUGACAUAAAACCACUAGAUUUCUCAUCACUCCUCACAGCUUCUUUUUUUUUUUACUGCAGUGUAAUUUACAAACAGAAAUGCCUUUAAAACGUGUUAGAAUUUUAACAGAAAUCAGAAUUUCUGUUAUUUUUUUGCUGUUAAUCCUUUAAAAAUUAAAGUAUUAUGAAUCAACAAGGCAUAAAACGGGAUCUGGCGGACAGAAAUGUGCACUUAUGAAAAAAAAAAACAAGAACGAUUCUUAAACUGUAAAGAAAAGAGAAUAAAAAGCUGCUACUAGAGCUCCAACCAAUAAACUACCACUUUGGUGAAAUCUUUUAGAUUUUGGCUUAAAAAAAGUUAUUUCUUGUCACUUUUUGAGGUAAUUAUAAAAUUAUAAAGGACAACCCAGGACCCACGUCUCCUCAGGGCACUUCAGCUACAAAACAACAAAAAAAAAAGUUUAAAUGCUUUUCCCCUUUAGCCUGUUUUCCUGAACUGGAAACGUUAUUUUAGAAGUAUCAUUUUAAGUCGAGUUUAUGCAAAUAAAAACAGUUUUUAAGUGUUUGAAGCCAAGCAGAUAUAAGAUUUUGAAGUAAAAUGUCAAAUGUCAAUGUCAAUGUCAAUGUCAAAUUUAUUUAUAUAGCACUUUAAAACAGGCAUAGAAGUUCUCUGUCCGUGUUUAUCAAACUCACAAAUUCAAUGAGAUUCAAACACUAGUUCAAUUAAAUGCCAAGGAAUAAAAAUGAGUUUUAAGAAGCGAUUUAAAAUGAUCCAGGCUGUGGGCAGAUCUAAUUUGGAGAGGUAGAUUGUUCCAUAGAGAAGGAGCAACAGCAGAAAAAGCCCGAUCUCCUUUCCUCUUAUAUAACUUUAAGGUUUGGAUGAUUGUUGGGUUUUAGGAACACGGACUGAGAUUUUAAAAGUUCAGAAAAUGUGAGCUAAAUGCCAUUUAAAGCUUUAUAAGUUAAUAAGAGAAUCUUAAAAUCUAUUCGAUAAAAACAGGCAGCCAAUGUAAAGAGGCCAGUAUGGGCCUUAUAUAGUCAGGAGAAACCCUGGAAAUAUUCCUGUAAAUAUGCAUUCUGGAUCAUUUGAAUUGUGAUUUAUCCAGACCUCUAUAUAAUGAAUUGCAAUAAUCCAAACGAGAUGUGAUGAAGGCAUGGAUAAGUCCUUCAAAGUCUUUUAAACAAAAAUAAGAUUUAACUUUAGCUAAAAUACGCAGGUGAUAAAAACUUGAUCUAACGACAGAGCUAACUUGUUUAUCUAGCUUUAAACAACUAUCAAAAGUAAAACCAAGAUUCCUAGCAGAGGUCUGACAUCACCGUGUAACUCAUGGCCUGCAGAAUAAUUUAUGUUCGGCUACUUUAGGUGAUUUUUACAUGGCGGAGUUCUCUGUCCGUGUUUAUCAAACUCACCAAAUUCAAUGAGAUGAAAAUAAUUUUUAUUUCAAGCAGAGGUAUGUUGAGGAAGCCGUAACUGUGAAUCUACACUGCUUUAGAUCUAUAACAAACCAGAAUUGUUUGCAUUUUUUUAAUAUAUAACUUUAAGGUUUGGAUGAUUGUUGGGUUUUAGGAACUACAGUGUAUCAAACUACAGAUUCUCAAAUUCAGAAAAUGUGAUAAAUGCCAGGAAAUGUAAAAAAAAAAAAAUCACUUGUAAUGGAA
This is a messenger RNA of Gambusia affinis (western mosquitofish), 6183 nucleotides long. RefSeq names its product estrogen receptor 2a (gene esr2a). The coding region runs from base 423 to 2075 and encodes 550 amino acids. Lineage: Eukaryota; Metazoa; Chordata; Actinopteri; Cyprinodontiformes; Poeciliidae. Gene Ontology annotation, biological process: regulation of DNA-templated transcription; estrogen receptor signaling pathway; cellular response to estradiol stimulus. Gene Ontology annotation, cellular component: nucleus. The transcript has 9 exons. The record is from RefSeq and is a predicted model, not a curated record. Gene Ontology annotation, molecular function: steroid binding; sequence-specific DNA binding; nuclear receptor activity.